AUGGGCAAAGCACCUGCUACUUUCUCUGAGGGCGACGCCAAGAACGGCGCUAAGCUCUUCCAGACUCGCUGCGCUCAAUGCCACACUGUUGACGCCGCCGGUGCCAACAAGGUCGGCCCUAAGCUCCACGGUCUUUUCGGCCGCCAGUCCGGUCAGGUUGACGGUUACGCCUACACCGAUGCCAACAAGAACGCCGCUGUCCACUGGGACGAGAAGUCUCUGUUCGAUUACCUCGAGAACCCCAAGAAGUUCAUUCCCGGCACCAAGAUGGCUUUCGGUGGUCUCAAGAAGGCCAAGGAACGCAACGACCUCAUCACCUACCUCAAGGAGUCUACCGCUUAA
Messenger RNA from Penicillium taxi, 342 nucleotides. Its product is annotated as cytochrome c-like domain-containing protein. The coding region runs from base 1 to 342 and encodes 113 amino acids. Gene Ontology annotation, cellular component: mitochondrial intermembrane space. Gene Ontology annotation, molecular function: electron transfer activity; heme binding. Gene Ontology annotation, biological process: mitochondrial electron transport, ubiquinol to cytochrome c; mitochondrial electron transport, cytochrome c to oxygen. The transcript is spliced from 4 exons. The record is from RefSeq and is a predicted model, not a curated record. Lineage: Eukaryota; Fungi; Ascomycota; Eurotiomycetes; Eurotiales; Aspergillaceae.